CUCUGGAAAUGGGUCAGAUUUAUUGUAGCAACGAAUCGUAGCAACACAGAGAGUCCAUGACGACGAUGGUUGCGAGAUCUUAGAUCAUGUGUUGGAAUGCGAGUGUUUGAGAACUUUACAGAUCAAAUAGUUCCGGAGCCGCGCUGUCCUGAGCGAUAAACAUGGGCUGUGGGAGCUCCAAAAUCACGGUGGUUGAACCCGUAAAACCGAGCAGUCUGAACGGAAAUGAGACCGAAACUCUGGAGUUUGUUGUGGCUCAGGGAGGCUCUCGAGGUGACUCUGCAGUGUCCAAAAUGACCACAGAUAGCGGGGUCAGUCUGGAAACAGCAGAGCCAUCGGUUCUACCUGGAUCUGUACCUAGAGUCCUGCCACCGCUACAAGGCCAGAGUCCUGGAGUGGCCCAGCAAACUGAAGAGAGGCCUGAGUCUGGUGAGAUCCUGGAGCAACUGCUUGUUCAAGGAAUCAUUCCAGCUCAACCAAGACACAGAGGAAGUGGGGAAGCCUACAACAUCAUGAUGGAUGAUGUUGGGAAGCCAAGGAGAAGACCACCCGCUCGGCUAGAGUCACUGAAAAUUAGCAAAGAGCAAGAAGUCACCAGAAAGGAAGACAUUGAGGUGAAGAUGAGACAAGUGGAGGAGAGGAGAAAGGAGAAAGAGGAGGACCUGAAACACAGGUUGAGGAUUAAAUCAGCGCGGCCACGUGUCGCUGCCCCAGUGACCGCAGAGGGGGAACUCGACCUCACGGAACUGCUCCAUUCUGAACAGCUUCCUGUCCCAACCAGAACCAAACAGCUACAGACGCCAAUCAAUGGAGAGUCUGAGGACCAAAGGCUUACUGAUUCCCCAGAACUGGAAAAUGACUCCACCUUCCAACAGACUGAAGACACAGAUGAGGGAUUUUAAACCUGCUGCUUAUGUGUGUUUCAGAAUGACACAUGCAGGAUAACCUGCCUCCAUACGUACAGAAGCAGCUUGAUCUAGUGAUGUUUUGCUAAUGUACAUUCUUAGAGUUGCACAUGCACUUUACAUGUUAUUCACGUUAUUAAUCUUGUUUAUUUUAAUACAAGGUAUGGCUCAGAUCAAAUUCUGAGCUUGGGUUUUACAUAAUUAUAUAGAAAAAGAAAUGGAAAUAUGUGCCUAAUAAGUGUAAACAGGUUGAUGCAGUCAUUAUGUAGGUAGCAGAACAAUGAUUAGAAGGGUUAACAAUUCAGCAUGAUAUAUAUGUAUGAGUUAGUUGCCAAUGAGAUAUUUCUUUCAUAGUGCUCAUAUGUUUUGAAUCUUAAGAACAUUAUUCUUGUAUGAUAUACACCAUUCAAA
Molecule: messenger RNA, 1316 nt
Organism: Sinocyclocheilus anshuiensis
Lineage: Eukaryota; Metazoa; Chordata; Actinopteri; Cypriniformes; Cyprinidae
Product: stathmin domain-containing protein 1-like
Exons: 5
Coding region: 162-902 (246 amino acids)
Biological process (GO): regulation of microtubule polymerization or depolymerization
Source: RefSeq, a predicted model, not a curated record